GCCGGGGGCCGUCCUGAGAACAUACCGACAUUGCUCGGGGCUUUCAGUGCGUCGGCGGCCUCGGCGACAGUGAAGGGGCUGGCCUUGCUGGGCGGGCUGUCGCCCCUGGAACGGCUGGCAAUCCGCCCUCCCGCAGAAGUCCUGCGCCGCUCGUUGCUGAAACGGUUCCUGGGCCACUGUGUGGCGCUGGCGCUGGACUGGAACGACUGGCCUACCCUCGACGGCCUCCUGGUCGAUUUCUUCAACGGCUUGUUCCUGGAGUGGCUGGGGCCAGACGUCGGGGGCGGCGCGUUUGCCGCCCCAGCGCAUUUCCUGUCAGGCCCAGGGCGCUCGGGGGCAACAGCGCUGCCUCGGGCUUCGCGAGCUGCGCUGGGCGGGAGGCGCCGCGCCCCGCCAUUCGCGCGGCUGCCGGCGCCUCGGGCGGCCAUGGACGCAGUCGUCGGCCAGCUGAUCCACCGCGGCUUCCCGCGCUCGGCUCUGCUGACCGCGGUCGCCCGCGCGUGCUGCUUGAGGCCGCGGGAGAUGAUGCAGGUGCGCGCGUGUCACCAUGUCACCCCCGCGGAGAUGGCUGGGCCAGCCUGCCAGUGCUGGCCAAUCCUGCUGCACGACUCAGCGCGUCUGCUGGCUGGGAAGACAGGCGUGCACGACGAUGCUGUGGCCAUCGACCUGGACUCCUGGCUGUGCCCCGCGCUGGCCAGUGUCCGUGCGACGCUGAGGCCCGACGGCAUCGUGGACAUGAGCUUCGUGGAGCCCCGCCAGGCAUUCAUCGAUGCCGCCGUGGCGCUGGGCCUCGGCCCGCUGGGCCCGCACCCCUACCAGCUACGCCAGGGGGGGGGGGCCUCAGAGGACCUGACUCUCGCUUGUCGCUCGGCCGAGCAAGUGCGCCUCCGCGGGGGGUGGGCCACCUUCGCGUCAGUGAAGAGGUGCGCCAAGGACGCUCGGCUCGUCGACGCCCUGAACUCGAUCGCGCCGGAGGUCUCUGCCUACGACAACCUCGCGCUGAACUACCUGCCGGAGCUCCUCCGCAGCGGCGGCGGUCUGCCGCCGGGUGCCCAGCCACAGGCGGUGGCAGCGCUGUCGCACGGGCGGCCCGUGCCGCCGCCCGCUCGAGCGGAGCCGCUGCGGGACGCCUCGCGGUGA
Molecule: messenger RNA, 1140 nt
Organism: Prorocentrum cordatum
Lineage: Eukaryota; Dinophyceae; Prorocentrales; Prorocentraceae
Source: the annotation of a GenBank genome assembly